Orbicella faveolata is the source of this 2779-nucleotide messenger RNA. RefSeq lists its product as uncharacterized. Gene Ontology annotation, biological process: regulation of intracellular pH. The record is from RefSeq and is a predicted model, not a curated record. NCBI's taxonomy places the organism in Eukaryota, Metazoa, Cnidaria, Anthozoa, Scleractinia, Merulinidae. Gene Ontology annotation, cellular component: membrane; vacuole.
GAAUUUUCCGCCCGGUAUCCCACUAAACAGCCCAAACGUUUAAUGCUUUAAUGCUUUAAUUGGAUAUUCUUAGAAACAGUAAAAUACUAUACUAGGAGGUUUAAAGUUAAACUUAAAUCUAUAUACACAAUAAUAAAAUCUUAUUUACAUUUACACGUUGAUUUUGUGUUUAACAGCCAGGUACAACUAACUUUACUGAAUACUGCAAGCGUUGAUACUGCGCCAAAGCGUCAACCUCCUAAAUAGCGAACACGUUGAUUUUGUGUUAAAUAGUCAUGUCUAGUCUGAAAUGAGCAUUAUUGGUAGUGAUAGGGAUCUUCAGAGUCAAUUUUUAAGCAUGUUGAGAUGCAACGUUUUGCCAAGUGUAAAAAAAUUCUGUUGGGUGGACGUGGAUUAUUCAUACCCAUCUCAAAUUUUCGAAAAUUUAGGGUGGUUCUGAACCCACACUACAGGAUUUGAUUACACUUUGCAAAAAGUUGCAUGCUAAAACUAAGGCCGGGUACGUGUUUUAACGGGUUGCAUCUUUGCUAUGGUAGCCUAUUAAACCAUGGAGACUUCUGGGCAUUAUUUGUGAUACCAGUAUUGUAACAUUACUUGUAAAGUUUGGUAGUAUUAAUCUUUCAAAGUAUGUAACUGCUGGAGUGAAAGUGCUUAGAACAUGGACAUCAUAAAUGAUAUCUCCGAAAUUAAACGCAUCAGAUAUUUUUGGGUGUUUAAAAUGUACUGAUUUCUGUAAGAAAAAGUGAUGUUUGUCGCACAUUCUCACCCAAGUCCCCAUGGUUGCCCCGGAGAUGGUCCCCUAGGGGAAGCUGCGAAUUGUGCAGCGUACAAAUUAUGCAUGAAUUGCAAAUUGUGAAGCUAAUAUACACAAGAUGUGAUCUGACUUGUGUUCUUCUGUAACAUGAAUAAAUUACCAUCCGUUUUGAUGAUAUCAACUGCUCGCAGCUUAGAAGUCUUAGAAGAACGAGUUUUAGAAGAUAAUGGACAAAGCAGAAGGCAAGACGACAAAUAAUUCUAAAGAGAGCACACGAAACGUCGCUUGUUUCUUCGUGCUGGGAGUAUUAUCUUUGAUUUAUGAUGAAAUUUCCCUGGCAGCGGCCGAGGACGUGUUGGCCGGCAGUAUUAUUCCUACUACAAUUGUCAUCAUUGCUAUCGCUAUACCAGUGCUAGGCGUGAAGACAACUGCUCCGUGGUUUCUUGAGAAGUGUUCUUACUUACACAAGUCGUGUGUUGUGGUGUUCUUGCUAGUGACAGGAUUAAUCGUGAUUGUAGCAGUCCAAAAUGUUCACUGGCGGUUGUUUGGUAUUAGUGUUAUUGAAUCGGGAGUGAGUUUUAGCGAGAUUACAUUCCUAGCCUUGACUGCAUCUUAUCACGAAGUCACUGUCAGCGCGUUUGUGGCGGGGAUAGGUGUUGCUUCACUCCUUGGACCGUUAUAUUACACAGCCCUCACCACCUGGGUGUGCUUGCCUCCACGAAUAGCCAUGUCAACAACUAUUCCUUGGCCAUUUCUCGUUUUAUUAAUGUACGCAUUCUUGGAAAAGAAUGACAUCAACGGCAAAACAAAAGAACGUGGAGAUGUCAACUACGAAAAGUUGCCAUCAAGCGAAAAUGACACUGAUGAACCAGAGGGAAAUUUUCAGAAUAGCUUAACUUGGAAAAAGAAAUUCUCCGUCGCAAAGCAGAUUUUACCAUACAUCAUCUACUUGUUUCUAACAUACUUUGCAGAAUAUCUCUCAAAUCAAGCCAUUAUUACCACCAUUGCGUUUUCCAACGCCUCGUUCAGCCCAAGGGAUCAUUAUCAAUACUACAUCGUGUGCUAUCAAGUGGGAAAGUUCCUCGGUAGGUCCCAUAUUUUCUUCCUCUCCUGCACCUGCUCAAAAGUGAUCCCUUACGUGCGAGUCAAGAAGACCUGGAUCCUUGCUCUGAUAGAAAUAGGACAUCUUCUCUUCUUUGUUUUUGCUUCGUGGUUUCGUUUUGUACCUCAUGUGAGCAUCAUACUUAUUCUUUGUAUCACGGAGGGGUUUGUAGCGGGAUCUAUGUAUGUUAACUCUGCUCACACCGUUUCUGAAGUAAUUUCUGAGCCGAAGCAAAGAGAAUUUGCCUUAGGGCUGCUCACUAUCGGAAACGGAUUGGGCAAACUAUCAGCCGGUUUCUUGGGACUUCAUGUCGAACCACAGCUAAAGAAACAUUGCGUUUAUGACCUGGAGUUACGGGAUCAGUGCAUCACCAGAUAUCCGCAGAAAUCAGGUUGGACAACAGAUAAACACUGUAGCUCUGAUGUUGCGAACUCAACAAUGUCCUAAAACUUAAUUCGUAACAAAUAUCGUCUCUCUCUUCAGCAGAGGCUCAAAACGUCCGUUAUAUAAAGCCGCUGUGUGACGUGAGUGCAGGCGCAUGACGCAACUUAACUCUGGGCCUGCACUCAUAUCGUUUAGCGGAUUCUCCCCACCCGAAAAAAAAACCCUUUGAGUCUCUGGAGGAAAGAAACAAAUAUCAAGACAAUUACUGACUGAUAAGCGCAGCGUUUGAAAUUCGAAAAUCGUACUCGUACUCAAACUCGUACUGGUAGUCCAAUCUAUAGGCCUCUAUUACGAUGAAAGCCGGUCUGAGACCAGAUAUGAUGCAGGCAACGCGCGUUUUACCUUCUAAUUCAGCCCUAAUAUGAUAGUCUCCUUCCUUCUGUUAUUAUACCCCUCCACUAAAAAGAACUUGAACGGAUGUAGGCUCCUUCUCUCACUGGUGGGAUUCACCGUAUUUCAUGGUAUAGCCUUCCUAAUAG